AAAAAAACGUUAAUUGCCCAUAUCCCCUCCUCCCCACGAAAUGGUUCCCUCUUUACUACCAUACCAUUUUUGCUUAUUACCAUUGCCUCCUGCCUUUCUUGAACCAGUCUUGGUCCACUCUUUCCUUUCCUUGACGUUUCUUUUAUUCUUUUACUUGUUUCUUCAUCACCCUUUUCUUCUCAGGAAAAAAAAGGGAGAAACUUUGUUCAUUUGUAAACAGGUUGAGGAAAUACUACAGAGAGAUGCCUGAAUGGGUUCAAAUAGCGGUAGCAGCGGUGGGCGUCGGAAUCCUUUUGAUGCUUUUGGUUGUGUUUAUACUUCGGUGUUGUUACCGUAAAGAUAAUAUUGACGACAACAGGGCUGUUGUUGGGACUGGAAAUUUGCAAGACGGGAUUUCUAGACUUCACCAGCCGAGUCUGCAUCAUCAUCAUCAGGUUGAUUUAGAUAUCAAGAGAAGAGGGAAUUACUAUGUUUUCCGACGUGGGGUUUCGGCAAAACCUUUGUUCAAUUGGGCUGAUCAUCCAUCUCUCAUCACCGAUGCAGUUGAAAACGGAUGGUCUCGUUUUGGCUUCACAAGAUACACGUCGUCUCCAUCUACGAGGUCUAGCCUGUUGGGAUUAUGUGCAGCCGGUGACCAUGGAAGAGGGAACGAUGUAGAGGUGAACUGGGAAGUAUGCCAAGGAUCGGCAGAUUUCAUGCAGAAGAUUAGGCUAAAUUCCGGGUCAAAGAAAGGGACUUUAAGCCAUCAUUCUAUGGAGGCAGCAUCUGUUAUUAGAACAGCUUUGCCUUUGCCAGGGCCUCCUUUGGGGAACUCUGCCUUCCCUCAAGAGGCCUAUUUCGAGAUCACGAUUUUAUACUGUCCUGGAGAUAAUCGUGAGUCAAGCGGCAAACUAAGCGAAGGUGAGAAGACAAAACUCAUCCAAGAAAACUCGAACUCGAAAGCAAGUUCAGAAUCUUUGGUCCAUGCUAUUGGCGGUCAUGAUUUUAACACGAUUGACGAAUUAAAGCUUGCUACUAUAGAUGAUGGGAAAGGUGAAGCAGUAAUGUUAUCAGUGGGACUAACUGCAGGAGACUCUCUUCCUUUGAAGCUUCCUGGUAGUUAUCCAGGAUCCAUUGGUUUCAAUUCGGAUGGUUCUGUCUAUCUAGAUGGGAUUAAACUAGUGUUUGAAUCAGAGAAAGAAGAGUGGGGGAAAACAGAGAAGGUGAUAGGUUGCGGGUUCGAUCCUAGGCAAAAGAAAGUGUAUUUCACAUUAGAUUCGGAGCUGGUACGUGUAAUAAAUUGCAAGACUGAGGAAUUUGGAUCACCCCUUUAUCCAACUCUUGCUGCAAACGAUGAUGUUCUGGUCCUUGUUAAUUUCGGACAAAGUGCCUUCGCAUAUGGCCCCGCAAAUGGACAACGGACACCAAAUCCAUGCUUCAUUGGCCCUCUCGUAAACUCCCCUGCCGCUGCUCUCGGCUAUGAAGACAGCAAAGAACUGUUUUCGAUGGGAAGAAUUGAUUCCCAAUGGUUUAACAGAAGCACAACCAAAGGCAGCCACAACAAUGGAACUAACUACUAUUCAACGUCGGAAUUCGAUGAGGAAUCUGAGGCCGAUUUAUUCGAAAUCAUCUUGGACAGUAAUGGAAGAUCCCCCAACUCGGUUUUGUAGCCUACAAGACUGACAAUUUUGUUUCUCCAAGUUGUCUGGUUUAGGCGUUGAAUCAAGUGUUUCUCGUGAGAGUGACAUCGUUUGCCAUUGGAAGGAUUAGAGUUUCGAUAGGAGGUUGAUUUAUUUUGACUUGAAUGGUUGAACCUCUGCAAUAUUUUUAGCAGCUUGUUCAUCUUCGAAAAUACAGAUACAUGAAACUAUAUGAGGAAUUGGGUGCCGAAAAUAAUUUUAAAAAUUUACAAUGUUGACUGACAAUUGGGCUUUUGCCAUGUAUAUUGCCUUCUCAACUAUAUGUAAUUUACACUGUAUAGAAUCAAAUAACACUUGAUCCUUUCGAAA
Messenger RNA from Gossypium raimondii (Peruvian cotton), 1988 nucleotides. RefSeq lists its product as uncharacterized. NCBI's taxonomy places the organism in Eukaryota, Viridiplantae, Streptophyta, Magnoliopsida, Malvales, Malvaceae. Bases 243 to 1649 code for a protein of 468 amino acids. Gene Ontology annotation, biological process: cell-cell adhesion. The record is from RefSeq and is a predicted model, not a curated record. The transcript is spliced from 2 exons.